AGUAAAUAAACAGCAGCUCUGUGAGAGUUUGUAGCCUGCAGAGCUCUGAUAUCUGCUGCCUCAGUCAUGGAGUUAAAUAUGGCAAAAUGUUUCUAUUUCUGGACAGGAGGUGUUCUAGGAAUCACAGCAGAUGGGAAGUUCCCUGGAGCACAAAGCUGCUGUGCAACUCUGUGAARCAGCACGAGCUGCUUGUAAACACCGAGCUACCUUCACGAGCCUUUUUUGACACAGCUGCAGCAGCUGGAUCACCACCAGAAAAAAAGGCACGAGAAGCUGCAGCCUGGGACCACUUCUGUUUACCAGCUUCUCGGUGGAGGAGGGCGGAGCUUGUCGUUAACCCCGCCCGACCGCCUCGUCCUCCUGCAGCACAUGGGAUGGGACAGCCGCUCCGCCUCCAAGCCUUUUUUUUUUUUUUUUUUUUGAAGAAAGGAUCAGAGAAACGACUCCUGGAAGUCGUGCACCAGCGCAUGGGUUUUAUUGGAGCUAAAACGAACCAGGCUGCUUUCAGCAUCAUCUGCUGGCUUCGGGAGCUGGACGGGGUCGCUGCUGCGCCGCGGAGCGACGUGCAGCGCGUCAGGAAAAUCAGGUUUCCUCUCAGCGACUUGUGUUUACACAGGAACCAUCCGAAGCCACGUUUCAGCAGGCAGGUCGGGACUGGAGUCCUUCUGUGCGGGCUUUGAAUACCUGCCUGUGCACGCUGGAAAUCAGGGAGUCCACCCGCUGCAGGGUGAACACGUGGAGCUUUAAAGUUCUGGAUGUGGGCAUGGAGGGCACGGGCAAGUGUUGGAAACUCAUCUGAAGUGGGCCUGAAAAGUAGUGUUUCGUCCCCCUCCUCUGCUCUGGUGUUGAGUUUUGAAACCAGACAAUAAUAAAAGUCUGCUGGGUGAACAUGCAGAGCCAGGAGCGCACAGACCGGAGCUUCCCCCUGACUUACAUCGGUUGGUGCUCGCUCGACAGGCGGACCACUCUGCCCAUGCUGCCGUGGCUGGUGGCCGAGAUCCGCCGGAGGGGCGAGAGGGGCGACUGCGGCCCCGUCCUGCAGCCCAGAGGAGUCCAGCUGCUGCUCAGCGCCCCCUUCCUCCGCUGCGUGCCCGCCGGCUGCAGCAACGCGUCGGUGUUCAUCUUCGAGCACAAGGCGCAGCUCGUCUCGCGCUUCAUCCACAACAGCAACGACCCGAGCUACUUCGCCUACCUGCUGAGGGGUCAGCCGGAUAACCCGGAGUCAGAGAUGUCCUGUCACGUGUUCAGGGCRGGAGACCCCAACCAGGUCCCAGAGGUAAUCAGUAGUAUUCGACAAGUGUCCAAAUCGGCCCUAAAGGAAGACACCAAACCCAAACAGGAAACUGAUGAAGCCUUCUACAACUCACAGAAAUUUGAAGUUCUAUACUGUGGCAAGGUGAUGGUUGGCCAUAAGAAAGCUUCAGCCUCCCUGAUUGAUGACUGCAUUGACAAGUUUCGUCAGCAUGAGAUCGAACGUAAGCGCCUCCGGCUGCUCAACGGUCAGCGAGGGUCUGCGGAGAACACAUCCCUGGAGUUGCUCGUGGGGGUUGAAGGAGACCCUCUGUCUGCCCUGAACACGAGCAAGGAGGAAAAUGAAGCUCCUGAGGAGGAGGACARGCUCGCAGGUAAAUGUCCGCUCAGCAUGACUAGUCAGAGCAGCCUGCGAGGAGCGUURCCCGAGUGCAUCCUAGAGGACUCUGGCUUCGAGGAGCCCCAGGUGUUCCGCACACGCUGCAGCAGCAUGGCAGGAAGCCUGCAGAGGAAGCCAGGGGAAGGUGGCAUCAUGGGUCCUACCCGCCGCCGCCAUGCCAGUGCGCCCAACAACGUCCAGCCGUCCGACUCGGACAAGAACCGCACCAUGCUCUUCCAGGUGGGACGAUUUGAAGUGAACCUKAUCAGUCCUGACAGUAAAACAGUGGUCCUGGAGAGGAACUUCAAAGACAUCUCAUCCUGCUGUCAGGGUGUUAGACAYACGGACCACUUUGGAUUCAUCUGUCGGGACCAAUCUGAGCCUGGUCCCAGUCAGUACGCCUGCUACGUUUUCCAGUGUGCCAGUGAAUCCUUGAAUGCAGCAAAUAGCCUGACAGCAGCAGACAGCACGYCCACCGGCAGCCGCUUCAAACUCGAUCUUCUGAAGAGUAAAGCCCGCACUUCUCUCACCAGCUCAUUGGAAAACAUCUUUGCGAGGGGUGCCAAUCGAAUGCGGGGCCGCUUGGGAAGCAUGGGGAGCAUGAGCAGUUUUGAACGACAGGAUGAAGAGUCUCCAGGUKACUCUCCUCCAGGUUCUCCUCCUGCCUUCCCUGACGACGAGCUGGAAUCCGGACAGCACUUCCGUCGGCGCGCACACACCUUCAGCCACCCGCCGGUGAGGAAYCGCAUCUCCUUCGAGGGCCAGCCAACCAACCAGAGCAAGCAGGCUCCUCUCCGCAAACAGCAGUCGGUCACUCCAGAGCUGCUGCAGGGCAGUCCAGCACCUGUCUCGAGGACGCGCAGCGUGUCGGAGAGCGAAUCCUCCUUCAGCCUCCCCUCCUCCUUUUCUGCUCCCACUUUCCUGAAAAGCUUUUACCAGGGCUCUCUGGGCUCCCUGAGCUCACUGGCAGACAGUGGGAACCUCAAAAGCAAUGGGGAAGGCAGAAAACGAACCCUGUCUACCUGCAGCAAUGACUCGCUGAGUGGAGGUCUUCCUCAGACCCCACGCAGAGUCUCCUGGAGACAGAAGAUUUUCCUGAGCAUUGCGUCACCCAUCAACAAYCCAUCUGCAUCCAUGCAGCACACAGACCACCCAGACAGCACAGAGCUGCUGCCUUUAUCUCCRCGUUCCUUGGACCCUGGUUUGGACCCUUUAAGCCGACUUUUACCCUCAACACAUUGUCAGCUGUCUGAUAAGAGGCCUACAAGGACAGCAGCCGACUACAGGGCUCUCUGGAAGACAGCCAUCCAUCAGCAGAUCCUGCUUCUGCGCAUGGAAAAGGAGAACCAGAAACUAGAGGCGAGCCGUGACGAGCUCCACAUUCGCAAAAUGAAGCUCAARUACCAGGAAGUGUGCCAGUGCUCCAAGGAAGCUCAGGCAUUGUGGGAGAAAAAGCUGACCGCUCCAGGCAGAACGAUGAACCCACAAGACAAGGAGGAAAUAUACCACGCACUCUGCCAAGGAGUUCCAAAGAGCCGGCGCGGCGAGGUCUGGUUGUUUCUGUCCCAUCAGCACCGGCUGCAGAACAGACUGCCCCAACGCCAGCAAGCCCCUGAAACCCCCUACCAAGAUCUGCUCAAGCAGCUCACUGCACAGCAGCACGCCAUUCUGGUGGAUCUAGGCCGGACCUUCCCCACCCACCAGUACUUCUCAGCCCAGCUUGGUGCUGGACAGCUUUCUCUCUACAACCUCCUGAAGGCCUACUCUCUGCUGGACACAGAGGUUGGAUACUGUCAGGGCAUCAGCUUUGUGGCCGGAGUUCUGCUGCUCCACAUGAGUGAAGAGCAGGCUUUCGACAUGUUGAAGUUCCUGAUGUACGACCUCGGCAUCAGGCGGCAGUACAAGCCGGACAUGGUCUCUCUGCAGAUUCAGAUGUACCAGCUCUCCAGGCUGCUGCACGACUACCACCGGGACUUGUACAAUCACUUCGAGGAGCACGAGAUCUGCCCGAGCCUCUACGCAGCGCCGUGGUUCCUCACACUCUUCGCCUCACAGUUCCCCCUCGGCUUUGUGUCGCGCAUUUUCGAUUUUGCGUUUGCACAGGGGACUGAUGUGGUCUUUAAAGUGGCCCUCUGUCUGCUGAGCAGCCAUGAGGGGGAGAUAGUGGAGUGUGACAGCUUUGAGAGCAUCGUGGACUAUCUGAAAACGACACUCCCGACACUCACACAAGCACAGAUGGAGCAGACCAUUGCCAAGGUUAUGGAGAUGGACAUCUCCAAGCAGCUGCAUGCGUAUGAAGUGGAGUACAACGUCCUGCAGGACGAGAUCCUGGAGAACGCCGCACCGCUGCUCGACGACUCGGACCGGCUCGACAAAUUAGAAAAGACCAACGUGCAGCUAAAGAAGCAGAACAUGGAGCUGCUGGAGAAACUCCAAGCCGCGCGGCAGAAAAUCCAGUCGCUGGAGACGAGUGUCGACAACUUCCUCUCCCGGGAGAGCAAAAUGAAGCACAUGAUUCGCUCCCUGGAGCAGGAGAGGGUAGCGUACCAGAGGACCAUCGAGCGCAUGCGUUUGUGCCUUCCCCCCGACGCCCUGACAGAUGUGGAGAUGACCCAGAUCAAAACAGGACCCAACGGGAAAGCCAAAACCGCAGCCAAGAAGCCCUGAUGGUAACCGGGGUGGGGGGGACGGUAGGGGAGGGGAAGGGUGGGGGUUUGGGAGAAGCAGACGCACAGGCGGGAAACUGAGACUGACAAAUGAAGUCUGCCGAGUGGAAGGCUGCCGCACUUUCUUUUUUUCUUUUUUUUCUUUUUGCCCGUGCUGGAAAAAGUGCGAGCGUUUUGUUUAAAAGUGUGAUGUCCCGAGACAAACACACUGGAUGGAGUGUGUGUGGGGCGGAGGAGGAGGCGGGGGGGUGGGGGAUUACAUAAUGUGUUUGCGGGUGGGAGGAUGCUUUCUUGUUCUGGUUCCCGAAGUUUUCGAGAGAAGCUGCUGUUUGUCUCAGCUGUUUCACUGCCAGUUUCCAAGGUAGAACUCAGCGUCUGCACCAGCCUCCCAGAUUAGACUGAUCAAAAGGGAAACUGUUUCUGCCUCUAAUGAUUUCUAGCACUGCCUUYAUGUUUUUACUACCUGACUCGCACCAAAAACAUGCAGUAAACAGAAGGUUGGAAAUGAAUCUUUUUUUUUUAAAAAAAGACCUUAGGAUCAAAUUACAGCAUUAGCAGUGGUUAUAGAGAGGAAGAUUUUUGCUGUUUUCAGAUUUACCAGUGAUGGAAACUCAGCCUCAGACGAGUUACGUUGCUUUCUUACAUCUCCUUCACUUGAAAUGCUUAUGAAUGUAAUUUCGCCCCUUAAAUAAUUGUGACAAUUAUCUUUUUUUUUUUCAUCACUGGGCACUUGUUUGCUUUUAAUUUUCGUCUGAUAUAAUGUGUAUGUUUUCUUUAUCCCACCGCCUUCACGUGUGAAAUCUUUUGCACUUGUUMUAUUUUUAAGGAGGAAAGUGUUUUCUUCCAAAGCUCAGGCAGAYUGGGAGGUUGUGUGCCUCUUAGGUUUCCAGUGUGACCAGCUGCACGGUCACCUCUCUUUUUUUAAGCAUUACUUUCAGACAGCUACUCUGUGCUCACACUCCCCAGGAGUCGUGGAAUAAACCCGUUUAGGGUGGAUCUGAAGGUGCACACUUUAGAUUAAAAACUUUUUGUCAGAGACAGCAACAUCUGCUAAUACGGCCUCCAAGAACAAGGAGCUCGRGUUGUCUCGCCCCACAUUUUGCUGCUUUUUAAGGGUGAUUUAAACUUAAAGUCGCACGUCUUGUUCCCCCUGCUGAGUGGGAAAAAAUUGCGUCAUUUCCGUCUGCUCUCCCCCAGUGACAGCCGUCGUGCCCCCAGUCAGAACUCUGCGACACAGACCUUGCGGCUCGGAGCGUGUGAUUGGUUAGAGCUUCAUGGAUGUGUUUGUUCAUGAGGAGCAAGCGGCGGUCCAACUGCUUGCUCCUCUGGCGGUCCAGAGUUGGACUCAGAGCAGCUCUUCCUUCAUGUUAUUUUGUUUAAAAUGAUUUUUUGUCUGAAGCCAGUUGUUAAAAGAGCUAGAAGAGCUGGUUUGAUCCUAUUGAACGUGAGCAUGCAGCUGAUGUUUACGUCUUUCUUUUUCCAUCGCCACCGUUAACAAUUUUUUUUUGUUUUUUUCCGCAGACUUUUCACCCAACACAACACUGAUUGUUGAGUCGGGGUAAAAAAACAUUAUCCAGCCAUCAUUAUUGUUGUUUUCCUACCUCACUUGGCAGAGGGAGGGAUUAUGAUCAUUUACGGCCCYCCGCGUCUUCAGCCCGUUUAUACUCGGUCAGAAAAAAGAUGUCAGAUUUUUUGUCACUCAGCAGGGGGGAACAAGAUGUGUGACURGAAGUAUAAAACAAGCUUUACAUAUUGGGGUUUGCAGGAAAACUUGAGCGCUGAGGUGAGCAAAGAGACAGACUAGGAAGAAAAACAAGGACUUGAGAACACUUGAGCCUCCUUGUCACMGAGUAUUAUAUAAAAUAUAUGCACACACACACACAUACACACACAGUGAAGUGGCUGCAGAUGAACUUCUUUUAUAUGUUUUUAAAACUCGUCCCUGAUUCACUCGAGUUUUGUUUUAGUCCACCUCCAUGUCUGCCUCUCCAUUAUCACCUUUUAUCGACGGAGGCCCAGUCCGAGUCAUCUUUAAAAUCAAGCCAGUGUAAGUGUUUAUCCAUCUUGCUGCCCUUGGGGACAAGUUGUAGUGACACAUUUGUGUCCAUUUUCAGUGGAAAGUUUUUACUCUGAAACUUUAAUCCAAGAGGAUGUUAUCAUUUGGCAGCCAGCUGCAGCGCACACACCCUCUGAACUUGGUGCACUUUUGUCAAAUCACAGCAGCUAAAGAUUUUGUGGGCCUUGUAAAUACCUGAUUUCUGUUGAUUGAGGUGUCAUCGUUAAGAACUGGAUUGAAACAUCAAACAGCUGAUUUWAAAAAGUCUGUUGAUGAAUUCAUGCAAUGUAUUUUCUGUAACUAUAGUUUUAAUGAAGUCAUGUAGUAGAAAAAAUUUAACUGUUUUCCACCAUGUGUUUUUUUUUUUUUUGGGGUGGGGCCCUAAAGACAAAAACUUGACAAGAUACCAGAACUUGGUAGUAAAUAUUUGUAGAAAUCGGUUUAUUUUUGUGCCAAACCUUAAGGCCUURACUGUGAUCAGUGAGGGUUAUUUUUUACUUUCACAUCAGGUGUUCUGAGUCCUGGUUAUUAAAAAGUGCUUAUAUCACUGUGCUCAAACCUGAGGGCUAAUGGCACAAAAUAAUCAAAUCAUGUUCCUUUAGCAAUUCAUGUAGCCUUAAACUGAAAUGUUCUGGACGUGUGAGGUUGUGUUAAAGGCCAAGGUAAACGUGGACAGUUUUUAGAGUCUAUUUAAAGGUUUUUCCAGUCCGUUUUUUUAUGCUUUUGGCAAAGAGAAAUACACAUAAAAACCUUGGUCAGUGCUGUCUUGAAAAGAAUCAGCCUUGUAAAAUUUCUGAAUUUGCCAUAAUAUUGUAAAAUAAAUAAAGUUUAAUUGAAUGACUUGA
Molecule: messenger RNA, 7197 nt
Organism: Austrofundulus limnaeus
Lineage: Eukaryota; Metazoa; Chordata; Actinopteri; Cyprinodontiformes; Rivulidae
Gene: tbc1d4
Product: TBC1 domain family, member 4
Source: RefSeq, a predicted model, not a curated record